ACCCCAAACAAAGGGGUGAGGCGAGGGGUGCCAUCGAUCGCUGGUUUUGUUUGGAGCCUGAGCGCUUGCCGGGCCUUCUGAGCUCAUAAUCCUAUUGGCAGACUAUCGACAAAAGGCGGGUCUUCGGGAGGAGUCAGUGGGAAGCGAAAGUGUCAAUGUCAAACAGCGAAACAAGCCUGGAUCAGCUGUUUCUGGAGAUUACUGCAACAUCCACUGAUAAAGCCACCGGGGACAGAGGCACAGGUAGCUGCUGCAUUAGAUUGAUAGCCGUGAUCGGAAAGGGAAGACGCCGUCGAACCUAUUGUUUCCAGGAAACAUGAAUACACUACCGAGAAAGAGCGUGCUUGCACUGUGCAGAAACGCCACCAGCUGCGUCGUGAAGAUUCUUUCCAGUCAUGCGGGUUACCCUGCAGCACGGGCGACCAGCGGAGCGUAUCUCGGAGGGGUGAGGGUUUGUCACAAUGGGACAGGACGUAAGACCAGCGUCAGCACCAAGAAGCGCGGCUAUGACAUCACGAGAAACCCUCACCUGAACAAGGGCAUGGCCUUCACCCUGGAGGAGAGGCAGCAGCUGGGGAUACACGGCCUGCUACCCCCCUGUUUCCUCACGCAGGACGUCCAGGUGCUCCGAGUCAUGAAGAGCUACGAGACACGCAGCAACCCCCUCGACAAGUACAUCCUGCUAAUGACCCUCCAGGACAGGAAUGAGAAGCUGUUCUACCGCCUGCUGACGUCUGAUAUUGAGGAAUUUAUGCCUAUAGUUUACACACCCACUGUAGGGUUGGCCUGCCAGCAGUACGGCCUGGCCUUUAGGAGACCACGGGGCCUCUUCAUCACCAUCCAUGACAGAGGCCACAUUGCCACCAUGCUGAACUCCUGGCCUGAGGAGAACAUCAAGGCCAUCGUGGUGACAGAUGGGGAGCGGAUCCUGGGGCUGGGCGACCUGGGCAGCUAUGGCAUGGGCAUCCCGGUGGGCAAGCUGGCGCUCUACACGGCUUGUGGAGGAGUGCCACCCCAGCAGUGCCUGCCUGUCCUGUUGGAUGUGGGCACCGACAAUCAGACACUCCUGGACGACCCCCUGUAUAUUGGCCUGAAGCACAAGCGUGUGCGGGGGAAGGAAUAUGAUGACCUCAUUGAUGAGUUCAUGCAGGCUGUCACUGACAAGUAUGGGAUGAACUGUCUGAUUCAGUUUGAGGACUUUGCCAACAACAAUGCCUUCCGCGUCCUCAACAAGUACCGCAACCGAUACUGCACCUUCAAUGACGAUAUCCAAGGCACAGCCUCUGUAGCAGUUGCUGGGAUACUGGCAGCACUGAGGAUCACUAAAAACAAACUCUCUGACCACAAGUUUGUGUUCCAAGGGGCAGGAGAGGCUGCGUUGGGGAUCGCUCACCUGCUCAUCAUGGCGAUGGCGAAGGAAGGCAUCCCCCAUGCUGAGGCUGUCAGGAGGAUAUGGAUGGUGGAUUCCAAGGGCCUCAUCGUGAAGGGGAGAGGCCAUCUAAACCACGAGAAGGAGGAGUUUGCUCAUGAACACCCUCCCGUGAAGACCCUGGGGGAGGUAGUACAGAUCAUCAAGCCCUCUGCAAUCAUUGGGGUGGCAGCCAUCGCUGGAGCGUUCACAGAGAAAAUUAUAAAGGACAUGGCAACCUUUAAUGAGAAGCCUAUCAUCUUUGCCCUCAGCAACCCCACCAGCAAAGCCGAGUGUACCGCUGAGCAGUGCUACACUCUGACUGAGGGUCGUGGCAUAUUUGCAAGUGGAAGCCCCUUUAAAAAGGUGACUUUGGGAGAUGGGCGCACCUUCUACCCUGGCCAGGGUAACAAUGCCUACGUGUUCCCCGGUGUGGCAUUGGGUGUGAUUGCCUGCGGGGUGCGACACAUCUCUGAUGAAAUCUUCCUCACGACAGCUGAGGCAAUAGCAGAGAUGGUGACAGAGGAGCACCUGGCAGAGGGGAGACUCUACCCUCCCCUCAGCAACAUCAGGGAGGUGUCAUUCAAAAUUGCUGUCAAGAUUGUGGAUUACGCCUACAAGAAGGGCAUCGCCUCCUUGUACCCUGAGCCUAAAGACAAAGAGGCCUUCGUCCUGUCGCAAGUGUACAGCCCUGACUAUGACUCAUUCACCCUGGACAGCUAUGACUGGCCCCAGGCUGCAAUGAAGGUCCAGGAUGUGUAAACGCUCACAGGGCCAGCCUUCUCUCUCUCUGCUGAGAGGGACUGAAAUAACCGCUGUGCUCCUUGUCUCUCUCAUGUAGCUCCCC
This is a messenger RNA of Megalops cyprinoides (Indo-Pacific tarpon), 2255 nucleotides long. It is a transcript of the gene me3, whose product is annotated as malic enzyme 3, NADP(+)-dependent, mitochondrial. The transcript has 15 exons. NCBI's taxonomy places the organism in Eukaryota, Metazoa, Chordata, Actinopteri, Elopiformes, Megalopidae. Gene Ontology annotation, cellular component: mitochondrion. The coding region runs from base 317 to 2170 and encodes 617 amino acids. Gene Ontology annotation, molecular function: malate dehydrogenase (decarboxylating) (NADP+) activity; NAD binding; malate dehydrogenase (decarboxylating) (NAD+) activity. The record is from RefSeq and is a predicted model, not a curated record. Gene Ontology annotation, biological process: malate metabolic process; pyruvate metabolic process.